CGUGCACCGCGACCUCAAGCCUGGCAACAUCCUCGUGGGGGAGCACUUCCAGGCCAAGAUAGCGGACUUUGGGUUGCUGAAGCAGCUGAGCCUUGCAGGGGGGGCGGAUGACCGCACUCGAGUAGCCGGGACUCCGGGCUACGUGGACCCGGAUUACAACCGCUCCCAAGUGGUGUCGGAAAAGAGUGACGUGUACAGCUUUGGCGUGGUGCUGCUGGAGCUCUUGACUGGGCAGAAGACACACGUGAAAGGAACCGACCGACAUAUUUGUGAAUGGGCAGCCAAGAAGGUGCAGAUGUACGAGUUUGGGUUGCUCAAGGACGCGGCUCUGGAUGCCCCGGAAGAUGCGGUAGUGGAGUUUGCCGACAUCGCGCUCGACUGUGUCAAGGUGCCCGGCUCCCGCCGGCCUCUCAUGAAGGACGUCGCGCGCCGCCUGCAGGCGCUCCUCACCAAGUACUGCGAUGAUCAUGAAGUCUCGAAUGUUGAAUUGAGCGCGCUCACGGAGGAGAGCAUCCAGGACAGGUCGAGGGGUGGUGGAAGUAGUAGUGGGGAUACCUUUGGAAGGAGCGAGCUGUCAGAGGAACGAAAUGCAGGGCUGGCUGCUGGGUUUUUGACUCGGGUUUUCUCCAAGAAGUGGCGUGUGUAAUGGGGAGCACAAACUCUUUGGCAUGGUUUGCAAGUGCCGACUUUCCAUAAGCGGUUAUCUCCACUGCAUAAAGAAACUGUUAUGCAGCUUCUAUAGUGUAUCGCAGUUCUGUGCCAAGACCGUUUGCUUCUUGUUGGAAAUGCCUCGAAGACUUAAGCGUUUCUGAAGUGUAACACUACACUGGAGGAAAGUCAUAUCGGGUACGCGAGUCAACGGAGGUUACACGAGGAGGUUGGACGAAAGAACACAAAAGGGCGAAG
Closterium sp. NIES-67 is the source of this 906-nucleotide messenger RNA. The record is from the annotation of a GenBank genome assembly. NCBI's taxonomy places the organism in Eukaryota, Viridiplantae, Streptophyta, Zygnematophyceae, Desmidiales, Closteriaceae.